AUGGACUUCAAAUUAAGACUUCGGAGAAGGAGAAGGAAUAAGGCGGUAUUCCAGGGCUUAGUUAAUACAAAGAAGAGUACUCCUUCGUAUUAUAUCACUGGGCUACCUCGGAAAUGGAUUAUGGAUGUCCGAGCAGCAGGAAAGAAGAGUAGAAGCAACAAGCCGGACAGGAGGCAGGCUAGUGUCGAUGUAGCUCCGCUACCCGGAUUCGAGGCUGCCUCUCAACUCGGCUACCCUACGCCUUUCGAGAAUCAUAUCGGUGUUGAAAGAGCAAGAAGUCGCCACCGACGUUCAAGAGAAAGGGUUUUCCUAGACCACCCGGCAGCAAGAAUCUCAGUUUACUUCCUAUGGCAUGUUGAAGACGUUGGGGGAAUCCUUCGCCCGAAAGGGUGGUGUUCACCUACUUCUUCGCCGCUCUCCUUGCAUCCGAGCUACAAUAAUAGUCGGACAGGAACAACAAACACAAGAGUUGGUACUAGGGCGGCCCCUUGCCACGAAGAAGAGUCACAACAAACAACCGUAGGAGCAAAGAGAAGAGGACGGCGUUCGGAAAGACAGGAAGAGUAG
Striga asiatica is the source of this 567-nucleotide messenger RNA. The record is from the annotation of a GenBank genome assembly. NCBI's taxonomy places the organism in Eukaryota, Viridiplantae, Streptophyta, Magnoliopsida, Lamiales, Orobanchaceae.